This is a messenger RNA of Daphnia pulex (common water flea), 477 nucleotides long. Its product is annotated as histone H4. Bases 92 to 403 code for a protein of 103 amino acids. Gene Ontology annotation, molecular function: DNA binding; structural constituent of chromatin; protein heterodimerization activity. Gene Ontology annotation, biological process: nucleosome assembly. Gene Ontology annotation, cellular component: nucleosome. The transcript has a single exon. Lineage: Eukaryota; Metazoa; Arthropoda; Branchiopoda; Diplostraca; Daphniidae. The record is from RefSeq and is a predicted model, not a curated record.
GUUCGAGGGGUCUGGAGGGGUAUAUAAACUUUGUACUUUUAGAUAGCUUAAUCAUUCAGUAUUUGCUCAAAUCUCUGAAACUCAUUCCAAAAUGACUGGUCGCGGCAAAGGAGGAAAAGGACUCGGCAAGGGAGGCGCCAAACGUCAUCGCAAAGUUUUGCGUGACAACAUCCAGGGAAUCACCAAGCCGGCCAUCCGUCGUCUUGCCCGUCGUGGUGGUGUCAAGCGAAUCUCUGGUCUCAUCUACGAGGAGACCCGUGGUGUGUUGAAGGUGUUCCUUGAGAACGUGAUUCGUGACGCCGUCACCUACACUGAACACGCCAAGAGGAAGACGGUGACGGCCAUGGACGUCGUCUACGCAUUGAAACGCCAGGGCCGCACUCUGUACGGUUUCGGCGGUUAAAUCUGACUUUAGUAGUCAAACUCUGAUCUUUCAAUCCAAUCGGCCCUUUUCAGGGCCACCAUUUACUUAAAGAA